AUGAACGGAGUGUCUGUGGAUAUCAACCACUUGAAAAAAGGCGAGGUGAACCUCGGGACGUCGAUCAUGGCUGUCACGUUUAAAGACGGCGUGAUCUUGGGAGCUGACUCCAGAACCACCACCGGCACAUACAUCGCCAACAGAGUGUCGGAUAAGUUGACUCAGAUUCACGAUACCAUCUACUGUUGUCGUUCUGGAUCUGCUGCUGACACGCAGGCGGUGGCUGACAUUGUCAAGUAUCACUUGCAGCUUUAUUCGUCGCAAUUGCCUCCAGGGGAGAAACCCACCACCCAAGUGGCAGCGUCCGUUUUUCAGGAGAUGUGCUACAACAACAAGGAUAUGUUGACGGCAGGAAUCAUCUGUGCUGGCUACGAUAAGAAAAAUAAAGGUAAAGUGUACUCGAUCCCCAUUGGCGGGUCUAUCCACGAGCAGCAGUAUGCCAUUGCCGGUUCAGGGUCUACGUUCAUCUACGGUUGGUGUAACGAGAACUGGAAGCCAGACAUGGAGAAGGACGAAUGCAUACAAUUUAUCAAGACGGCAUUGGGCGAGGCCAUCAAGUGGGACGGCUCCUCCGGUGGUGUGGUGAGAAUGGUGAUCUUGACUGAAAGCGGCGUGGAGCGCUUGAUCUUCUACCCCGAGGACUACCAGAAAUAG
This is a messenger RNA of Candidozyma auris, 654 nucleotides long. RefSeq names its product proteasome core particle subunit beta 1 (gene PRE3). Gene Ontology annotation, cellular component: proteasome core complex. Gene Ontology annotation, molecular function: threonine-type endopeptidase activity. The transcript has a single exon. The coding region runs from base 1 to 654 and encodes 217 amino acids. The record is from RefSeq and is a predicted model, not a curated record. Lineage: Eukaryota; Fungi; Ascomycota; Pichiomycetes; Serinales; Metschnikowiaceae.